This is a messenger RNA of Liolophura sinensis, 1057 nucleotides long. Its product is annotated as eukaryotic translation initiation factor eIF1-like. The coding region runs from base 132 to 476 and encodes 114 amino acids. Gene Ontology annotation, molecular function: translation initiation factor activity. The transcript is spliced from 4 exons. Gene Ontology annotation, biological process: translational initiation. The record is from RefSeq and is a predicted model, not a curated record. NCBI's taxonomy places the organism in Eukaryota, Metazoa, Mollusca, Polyplacophora, Chitonida, Chitonidae.
UCUUCCUGCUUGAUUCAGCUUUGUCGCAGUAUUAGGCGUAGCCGAUUUCAAUCCGUGUACUUCUCAGCAUCCGCCGCGUCUUCACCAACUAUUUAACCACACUUUUCGGGAAGUUUUCUCCUGACUGCUAUAUGACCGAUAUCAAGAAUCUUCCAACAAGCUCUGAUCCAUUUGCUGAUGCAGCAAAGGAUAAUGAUUCUGGUGGCGAUGUUCAGCAGGGUCUGAUACACAUACGGAUACAACAACGUAACGGUCGGAAAACGUUGACCACUGUCCAGGGGCUCAGCAGUGCGUACGACCUACGGAAAAUUGUAAAAGUUUGUAAGAAGCAAUUCAACUGCAACGGCACAGUGGUUGAACACCCGGAACAUGGUGAAGUGAUCCAACUCACAGGCGACCAACGGAACAAAGUUCGAGACUUCCUCAUGGAGUUCGGAUUAGCUCCAGCUAAUCUGUUAAAGGUCCAUGGUUUCUAAGCUGGUCCAAUGUGGACGGGUGACAGUUCUAGUGUCACCCACACCUGAAGCAUCUAAUAAUCCGUAUUGCCUAGUUCAGUUGUAAUCCAAAAAACAAAUUUAACAUAGACUAACAGUAACUUUGUAUUAUAUUUCUUUAUUAACUGGUUGGUUCUGAGCCCGAACCUUCCAGUCUUUCCUCAGUUGGAUACUUUGUGAUGUUGGUGUCGAUGCUUUCCUCUAGGUAACCAUGUAUCUUUUGUCUUUAGACCUGUAUAUAUCCUGCAAACUUUUGUCAUGAACAUACCUCUGUUUUUAUACUGUGAUGUGUAGGACCCUGAUGAUGACGUGAUUCUUGAAUAAUGUACGAUUUCAUGAAAAACUCAGACUGAUACGGACGGAAAAUAACAACUUGAACUGUCAUUAUGCACUUUACAAGAUUUUCUGGGAUCUGUACAGCCUGGUGUUGUACAGAUGACUUUCCACCAAACAAGCCAGGGGAUCUGUACACAAUAGGGAGAUUUGUAACACUACUGCACAUGCCAUGUUUUUAGAGUUCUCAUCUGGCUUUUUUCUGUAUUUAAUAAAGUUUUUAUGCUGUA